This is a messenger RNA of Colletes gigas, 5064 nucleotides long. RefSeq names its product beta-1,4-N-acetylgalactosaminyltransferase bre-4-like. The coding region runs from base 1096 to 2286 and encodes 396 amino acids. The transcript has 8 exons. The record is from RefSeq and is a predicted model, not a curated record. Gene Ontology annotation, molecular function: N-acetyl-beta-glucosaminyl-derivative 4-beta-N-acetylgalactosaminyltransferase activity. Gene Ontology annotation, biological process: carbohydrate metabolic process; glycosphingolipid biosynthetic process. NCBI's taxonomy places the organism in Eukaryota, Metazoa, Arthropoda, Insecta, Hymenoptera, Colletidae.
UCAUUGACUCGCGAGCGACGUCGCGCUCGCGUCGACUCACGGCCGGUCACCUCUCGCCAGUCUUUGCCGAGACGCCGCGCGAUACGCGUCCCUGUCCGCAUCCGGUGCAUCGAUCCUCUCCGUUUCGUACAACAGACUCUCGAUAUUGUUAGCAAUUUCCGGUACCGUUCGGUGCCCCGACCAUUCCACGGUGAACGUCUUUCGAUCCGUGUUUACCGAACAAAGAAAGAAAGAGUAUCGAACGUAGGGCAGGACUCGCAGGGGUGAUAUCGUUGGUGAAUGCAACGUGCUGCAACGGUGCGGUGAAUGUCGAGUGAAUGGUCACGAGUUCGCGGGGCGACAGGGAAGGCUUUCGCGAGACGUGCGCGCGAAAACCGGUUGCGUUGAGAAGGUCAGUUACUGGAUCGGUGUCAGGAAACGCUCGUCCGUCCGUCUCGAAGGGCUGAUCCUGUCGGCUCUCACCCUCCGUCGAAGAGGAGACGCGAAAAGUCAGUCACGUUCGCAUCCCGUGCACGCACGUCCGCGUUCGAACAGGUCCCGGUUGAAACGUCAAAGGCCAAGGUUGCUGCUUUCGCGCGGCCUUUGUUCCGCCCGGAGAAGAUGGAAUGAGAGGAAAGAAAGCGAGAAAGAGGGGAGCCAAGUAGUAUCUAGCACGUGGGCGAGCACGGAACCACCGAACGAUCGACUGACUCUCCCGUUGACGGAAAGAACGGAGGGAAAGUGGAAAAGAUCUAAGUGGAAUAUUCCAUCGGCGGCGUCGUUGUAUCCUCGCCGGCAGGAGGAAGGUGUCGUGGUGCUGAGAGCACUCGUGCCGGAGGGUAAUGCGCUUGGUGACCGGAAGUGAGAAGCCUCGGGCGGCCUUUUCUUUCUUCGGUCCUCGGUCCUCCUCCUCCUCCUCCUCCACGGCGUUGCUCUCGUCCCGGUCGAACGGCUGGAAGGAAGGAGGCACGACGCAACCAGGUCCCCGGGGAAGCUGAGCUGCAGGUGUAGGAGAACGGGAAGAGCAACGGCAACAACGGCCAACAGGGAGCGCCUCGUCCAGGACGGCGCUCUUCUAACGCCGAUAGGAGGGAGUUAUGGUGUCUCGCACAUGCGAUGACUGCGGCCGCAGCCGUGGCACUGUGGCAUCGUGCCCACCUUUACAAGGCGAUCGUAUGCGUCGUGCUCGCCCUCAUCGCCAUUCAGUAUUUACUUAGCGGCGUCAUCGAUCGCCGAUCCAUAGAGACGAUUUUCACCAUUAACACCACCAGGUACGCCGAUCGUACGUACAGGCACCAUCCGCGGGGCCUGAUCAUAUACGGACCCGUAACGGUGCCCAGUUUACUGAACAAUGGCUCCGCGACGACCCUGCAAUGGGCCGGCCGGGGUCAUUCAAAUUUCUCCAAGUUGGAUACCAUGUUCCCCACUCGGAACGCGUACGUCUUUGGGAGCUCGCAGGAAGUAUCGCAGGGGAACUCGACGAACAGCACCGUGUUGCAACGAUGUCCACUUCUGCCCCCAAACCUCGUUGGACCGUUGGCUGUUACCAAAUCGCCUCCCGAAUUGUCGGUGAUCGAGAAAGCGUUCACAGACGUGAAACCCGGUGGCAGAGGAUAUCCGGCGGAUUGCGUCGCCAGGCAUCGGGUCGCCAUCAUUAUUCCGUUUCGCGAUCGUCCUCAGCAUCUUCAGGCGUUGCUCUACAAUCUUCAUCCGAUGCUACUACGUCAGCAGAUCGACUACCAGAUAUUCGUGAUCGAGCAAAAAGGCAGCGAGUCCUUCAACCGCGCGAUGCUCAUGAACGUCGGCUACGUCGAAGCCUUGAAGGAACGGCUUUUCGACUGUUUCAUUUUUCACGAUGUUGACCUACUUCCGGAAGACGAUAGGAACUUCUACACCUGUCCCGAGCAACCCAGGCACAUGUCGGUCGCGGUCGACAAGUUCAAAUACAGGCUACCGUACGCCGAUCUGUUCGGCGGCGUGUCGGCGAUGUCGCGCGAACAAUUUCGCCUGGUGAACGGAUUCAGCAACGUGUUCUGGGGCUGGGGCGGCGAGGACGACGACAUGGCUAAUCGGAUAAAAGCGCACGGUCUUCACAUCUCCCGGUAUCCGGCGAACGUGGCGCGAUACAAGAUGCUCACGCACAAGAAGGAGAAGGCUAACCCAAAGAGGUACGAGUACCUGAAAACGGGCAAGAAGAGAUUCUCCACGGACGGACUGACCAAUCUCCAGUACGAGCUGGUCGAUAAGCAGAAGCCAAAACUAUACACUUGGCUUUUGGUGAAGCUGACGCCCCCUCAGCCCAGCUGAUGGCUGUCUUGGAUCGGGUAGUGGAGAGGGCCCAGAGACGUCGUUCCGCGUCCAGUACCGGUAGGAGGCGACGGAGACUUGUACGGGACCGAAACUAUGUUCGAUCGGUGCGUGGACGACCGGUUGGAACGGUCCAACGGUCGCGAGUGAUCGUAAAAAGUUUGGUUCCGGUAAAAUUCGUGGAACGAAUCCCGCCAGCUUUCCGACCGACGGUCCAAGAUGUCCUGGAGCGGCGUGUAACGUCGACGUUGCAUCCGCGCGCGAUUCUCGCGGGUUGUUUCUCUCGCGGGUGGUCGGCGGCAACGAACGAGAGAAACGUUGUUACGUGAUAUAUUUUUAUUCCUCGUAUUUUUUUAUCGCAACGAUAGGCUAGAGAGCAAGGUAGAAUGUAGCGUACGAGCUAACGUGCCAAAGGAAAAUGUGUGUGCGUGUGAAAGCGAGCCGUGGUGGCCGAAAACGAAGAGAGAAAAAGAGAGAAGAGCGGGUCGGUAGAAGCUCCGUUCGUCCUUUUCGGAGUGUAUUGUACAUAUACGAGUACGCACGAUCCACAGAAGUUUGAGGCUUCCUCGGUCGGGUUACGCGAAAUGCCAGUAGCCCGAGUUUCCGGUUGACCGCCGCGUAUCUAGGACAGUUUCGUGGCGAACUCGGCUUCCAUCGAGCUCCCGCGAACCUGCAUGCGUUGCUUUUUGCAACCGUGAUCCCUAUUUCGCAUGGAAGCGAAUACGCGAGCGGCGAACCAAUCCGAAUCUCCGUUGUAAUUUUUAACGCUAGAUCUACGGAACCCGUCGAUCUCACGGGUUUUAGAUUCCGUAUUUCGAGUCACGGAACUCGGAAAUAUUAUCUGUUAGCAAUUUAUAUUGAAUUUUAUAUCCUGAUUAAAAGAAAAACCGCAUUAAUGUCCGUAAAUCUAGCGUUAAUGCACUGGUACCACCCGUCUAUUUGUUCCACGGAUCCGUGUACACUGGUCGAAAUGUCCGUAGAGCCGGACUUUUCGACGUUGUACUUAUGGUAAGUUAGCAUUUUAUAUGAUUUUGGGAUUAAUCGAACGAAACGAGCAUGUGGUUGUAUUAAUAAACGAGCCAUCGGGUGGAGAGAAGGGCCUGUACGUCAAAGUGCCAUUUCGUGUACGGCUCUAAAUAUCAUUUGCAAUUUCUUUUCUUGUCAUACUAUGCGUGUACAUGGAUCCUUAAUUCCUUGAUACACGGUGCGCGUGUAUUUUACAGGUUUUGCUAUUCAUACUUUCGUUUCAACGGACAUUUUCUACCGCCAUAUUCUCCGACGACGAACCUUAAAAAAAACUAACCGUAGAUUUCAGCCAGAAAUUGAAGCUACCGCCGGCGCGGUCGACCUAGAAAUCCGCGCCUUUGCCUUUACGAUUUAUACGCCUCUUCUCGAACUACCGAUAAAGGGUCCCCCGUUAUCGGGAAGACCCGUACUCGACGCGUUGGCAUAGAACAGACGAUAGAAAUCGCGUUUUUCUCAACGCGAACUACUUUCCAUAGCUUCCGGCGGAACGAUGAACGUUUCGCGUUUUUAUCGCGAGCAACCAUAAACGUUCCGUGGGUCGGGACAGCGUGAGAAAUCGUCGCUCGGGAACGACGGAAGCUUUUGGUCGUUCGAAGUCCGCGGGCACGGUGCUCUCGAGCGGAACGAAAGGAAGCCUAUUUUUUUGUUUAGGAUUCGCGUAGUCAUCGAUCAAUAAGUCUCGUUAAUUGCGUCGCGAAAAGUUUAUUUCUGUACUUGACGUGAUCUUGUACAGACGGACGUAUAAUGGAAACGGUACUUAAGCGUCUAACGUGAACAAAAUGGCGGAACUCUGCGUAUUCGAGGACGCUCAUCGUUUAGCAUUUUAUACGUAUUUCCUUGAAAACUACACACACACACACACACACACCUACACACGACACAUGCAUGCACACGCUUCGUUCGAAAACUGUGAUUCGCUGGUGAAUUGAACUCGAUACUCGGUUUUUCAAGGUUUCGAGCCGUGGAAUCUGUAGACGGAAGGCGGUGAAAGUUUCGAUCGAGGUCAGAACACAAAACACUAACAUAUCACGCGUAUCAUAAAGCACGUGGUUACGCGCGCCACGUUGGUCGUUUGGAAUCAAUACUUAAAUCGUUAAGGGUGAGAGUACGGGCUGUGAAUAAUGCACCUUCUUUACGGCGACAGAAGUCUCGCGAAAGACGUGGAAGAGCGCGCUAAGGUCGAACCAAUUUCCUUUAUGCGAGCAUCUACGUGCGAACGGAUCGCCAAUAAUCCUCGCCUCGUCUUCGAUAACGAGGGAACAGUCUUCGAAUUACUGCGAACGUUACUCCGGAUCGUAAAUCUUCGAGAAAUGCACGCGUUUACCCCUAUCUCCGCUCGUCUGCUGGGAGUCUUUUGCUCGAAUCAUAAGUGGAAGAUUGGGUUGUAAGAAUACGGGGAAUCGAAGACUACUAGUUUUGAUUUUACGCCAUCGUAAACUACAUAAGCUAACAUUCACAAAUCCUAUCCAAAUUCAUUUUUCUGUCAAAGUGUCGAGGGUCUUUUGUAAUCCAAUGACACCAACUAACGCUUAAGUUUAACACUAAACUUACCACGACCGGUCAUCCGACCGGUUGAAUGAUUUAUAUUUGAACUGGAUAAAAUUUGGUACCAAAUACUGGUUAGAGAAGAGAGAAUUUUCAGUUUCCACUGUCUUAAAACAGUCUAACAACGCGUAUUAAAAAUAGUUAAACUUCUGACGCGUACAGUUUCGAAACUAAUAAUGUCUAAAUUUAUAAAUGAGCCUUCGUUGG